Molecule: messenger RNA, 2468 nt
Organism: Macrobrachium nipponense
Lineage: Eukaryota; Metazoa; Arthropoda; Malacostraca; Decapoda; Palaemonidae
Gene: Ak1
Product: adenylate kinase isoenzyme 1-like
Exons: 5
Coding region: 135-743 (202 amino acids)
Biological process (GO): nucleobase-containing compound metabolic process
Cellular component (GO): cytoplasm
Molecular function (GO): AMP kinase activity; ATP binding; nucleoside diphosphate kinase activity
Source: RefSeq, a predicted model, not a curated record
GCGAGCCAAGCCUGUAUAUGUGCGAGUUGUAAAAUCGAGUAGAGGAGGCAACUCCCUCCGAAUUUCUGCUCCCAGUUGUGAGUGAGCCGGCUCGUGAGUAAGUCAUCUUCAGUUCGAUCUGUUUACCUAUUGCCAUGGCUGUCGAGAGGAAGCAGUUGGAUCUUACCCCCCUGAAGGAUGCUAAGCUCCCAGUUAUUUUCGUCCUUGGUGGGCCAGGAUGCGGCAAGGGCACCCAGUGUGACAAGAUCGUGAGCCAAUACGGCUACACUCACCUCUCGUCAGGAGAUCUCCUCAGGGAGGAAGUCGCCUCCGGAUCAGAGAGGGGCAAGGCCCUCAACGCCAUCAUGGAGAAGGGCGACCUCGUCCCCCUGGAGGUGGUGCUGGACCUCCUGGCCGAAGCCAUGCUCAAGAAGGUCUCCGAUUCCAAGGGCUUCCUCAUCGACGGCUACCCUCGAGAGCAGGCCCAGGGCGUCCAGUUCGAGGACUCGAUUCUUCCAUGCACCAAGGUCCUGUACUUCGAAGUCCCAGACGAGGUCAUGGUCGAGCGCCUUCUGAACCGCGCCAAGACCUCAGGUCGCGUCGACGACAACGAGGAGACCAUCAAGAAGAGGCUGGCCACUUUCCACAAGCACUCCGAACCCGUCAUUGACUACUACAAGGACAAGUGCAGCACAAUCGUUGCCUUGGGUUCCCCUGACGAAGUCUUCUCCGAAGUCCAGAAGGCUCUCAGCGCCCUGCAGUAGACAUCUUCGUCAUCCUUCAAGAUCCAACUUCAACGGGAAACAAUUUCCUUGCAGCCAAAACGGAUAGAAACUUUUUCUCACGAUCUGAAAUUAGAUCAAAGCUGUCCACCACAUCUUCCUAGUACUACUUUCGUCGCUAUGAUUAAGCAAAGCUUCCGGUGAUACAUACAUAGACUCAAAGCAGAAUCAAGCUUAGCGUUCAAAGCUUCUCUUCCAGCGAAGGGGGGCGGGGACGUUUGAGGCAGCUAGCUAGAAAGAAGUAGCUCGAAAUCACCUUUCACUAUGGCCUUAAAUUUUCAGCAACACAAUCAAUAGAGUGGCUAUUUUCUUACUUUGUAAGUGGAAUCAUUUUGCAGAAGCUGAGGUUUUGGUUUCCAAUAGAGCGGAUAAUAUGUUUUUUAACCCAUAUUGGGUGUUCAGCCAGAUGACGACAUUCUCCUGUCUCCUCCUGCAUGAGGUAGCUUUUACUAUUCCGGAGAAGAGUGACAGAUUACUUACUUCUAUUUUAUUUCCCAUGCUGGUUUGAUGUCAGUCUUAGAGCGCGUUGACAUUCUGAAACUUUUGUUUCUCUUUCUAGUGACUAUAAAAUAUGUUUUCCAUCAAUGAUUACGACAAACGGACAGCUGAAACAACUCUAGUCAAUCAGAAUCAGUCGCUCUGUUCUGUUGUUUUGUUGCCUUUUUUUGUCAAGAGGUGAACCAGUCUUUCGUUGUUUUACGGUCACGUGACUUCACCCAACGGAGGCCUUGCCAUUCUCGGUCUUUCAUAUGAGGAACCGGUAGUCUGAAUUCAGGCUUCUUAGAGAAGUGUCCUUUCAGUCGCCUCCUAACUUACUUCCCAAGUAGUGCAUCUCGUGAAAGGAUGAUAACUGAGACGAUUUUUCAGGUUGAGAUUAUAGAUUCACGAAGACCCUCCUCCCCACACUUCGAUCUUUGUGUUUUCAUCCGAGUUUUCUUCACAGCACUUGAGUAAUUCCAGUUACCCUCUCCAUUCAGUAGAGUAGUGAAUAUAGUGCCCUUAUAAAUGGGAAUCACAUUCAUAUACCACUUUUAAUGUAGCUGCCAAAGUGGCUUUGUAGCCUCUCCAGUGAGACUUACUCUUCCAAUCGCGAACUAUGCGUUGUCGAACCGAGUCUCCUUCGGUUUACCUUUGGUCUCUGCCACUUAGUACUAAAGAGUAGCCGAGAGCCGUUUGACUCUCUCUCAUUCGCAUGACAUCCCUCACUCUUGUAGGCUGUUGAUUAAUGGCAAAAAAGGCAUUUUUAGGUCUUCCUGUGGAUGUUAAUCUAAUCCUAAGAGAGUCACCUGUUGCACGAAUCACCAUUUUGAUUGUUAUCUUAGCCCAGAACGUUUAGAGCAAUGCAUAUAUAUAGAAGUGGAUAUUGCAUUUACUCGUUAUAAAUGAGAUUUUUGAUUGUUGUCUUUUGAGAGCCUGAUAAUUAUGGUAAUGUUUAAACUUAAGGCAAAAAUACUUUAAAAGCUUCUGUUCUCGCACUGUGAGCGAAAUCCAAUCUUCCAGAAAUGCUCAGAAGUCAUUGGGAAAACCCGACACCACGUAACUAAGACUAUCUUGAGUCCAUCUCAGAGUGAUCGUAGUCUCUUUCAUGACUGUUCAAGAAAGCAUUGACUAGUCCCUGUUGUGAAUGUUGUUAUCUAUACGGUUCAUUUGUUGAUUUAUACAAGACAUGAAUGUAUUUAUAAAUUUUUUUCAUAAAUGUCACGUAAG